Messenger RNA from Ctenopharyngodon idella (grass carp), 9928 nucleotides. RefSeq names its product gap junction delta-2 protein (gene gjd1b). The coding region runs from base 860 to 1774 and encodes 304 amino acids. The record is from RefSeq and is a predicted model, not a curated record. Lineage: Eukaryota; Metazoa; Chordata; Actinopteri; Cypriniformes; Xenocyprididae. Gene Ontology annotation, biological process: cell communication. The transcript has 2 exons. Gene Ontology annotation, cellular component: connexin complex.
UCAGGCGAACAGAGUGGAGGGAGGGAGAGCUAAGCAGAAAACGAGAGUGUGGCAAGACAGCGGCUCAUAGUGACAGCAGGGGCAGAGGGAGGCAGAGCGAGCGAGCAAGCAGGGGAAGAGAAAACUGACAGUGGGGGGAAAAUGCAGGAAAGACACUGAAGCUGGGAUGGUGGAGGAGAAAACAGGAGAAUGCAGACUGCCUGCCAAGGCUAGAUAGAAACAUUAGGAAGCAACAGCGAGGAAGCAGAGAGAAAGUGUGGAAAUUGAGUGAUUUGUUCAAAUGUGUGUGUGUGUGUGAUGUGCUUAAAUCGCAGCGUGGAGCGUGUCUGUGCGAGCGUGUCUGAUUGUCUGUGCCACCAAUACUGCCAGGAAAACGUGCUUGGUGGAUUAUGAGAGAUCAAGAAGAGGACGAUUGUGUGUGUGUGUCAGAGUGUGUGUGUUUAAUGGUGAACAAAAGGGCUAGGUGCAGCUUGUCCGCGAGUGUGCGUGUUUAGAUAGGGAAAACCGAGCAGCUGGAGAGUUGCUUGAGGAACGGGAAAAGAUAGUCCAGACAGUAGAAGCACUUGAGGAUGCCAGGGCAUCCAGGGACAAGCACGGCUCUCCAGUUCUGCACUCUUAAUGUAACUGCUGUCUGAGCACUUCGAACCCAACAAGGGAAAGCAAACAGAGACUGUUGUAGGCAGAAAACAUGGGUGCACGUGUCUUCUCGAGCCAUCAGCGGAACUAUUUGUAGGCAUCACUGUUGCUGUUGACUACCUCAAAGAGACGAAACUGAGGGUUUCUUCCGAGGUCUACGUGAAGGAUCGGUGGGGGUCCAAUAUAGUGUCCAGUGAUCCCUGGAUGUCUUUAGCAUCCAGCCAUGGGAGAGUGGACCAUUCUAGAGCGCCUCCUGGAGGCUGCUGUGCAGCAGCACUCUACAAUGAUUGGAAGGAUUCUACUGACAGUUGUGGUGAUAUUCCGUAUCCUGAUUGUGGCCAUUGUAGGAGAAACAGUCUAUGAGGAUGAGCAGACCAUGUUUAUCUGUAACACCCUCCAACCUGGGUGCAACCAGGCCUGCUACGACAAGGCCUUCCCCAUCUCCCACAUCCGAUACUGGGUCUUCCAGAUCAUCCUUGUUUGCACACCCAGCCUGUGCUUCAUCACCUAUUCAGUACACCAGUCGGCCAAACAGCGUGACCGUCGCUACUCCUUCCUCUACCCAAUUAUGGAGAAGGACUAUAGUCGUGAGGGUACCCGCAAACUACGCAACAUUAAUGGUAUUUUGGUGCAGCAUUCUGAGAGUGGUGGCGGAAAGGACGAACCUGAUUGCUUGGAGGUAAAGGAGAUCCCAAAUGCUCCAAGAGGCCUUCUGCAUGGCAGGAGCUCCAAGGUACGCCGACAAGAGGGAAUCUCUCGCUUUUACAUAAUCCAGGUUGUGUUCCGCAAUGCACUGGAGAUCGGCUUCUUGGCGGGGCAGUACUUUUUAUAUGGCUUCAGUGUUCCCGGCAUCUUUGAGUGUGACCGCUACCCCUGCCUGAAGGAGGUGGAGUGCUACGUAUCACGGCCCACUGAGAAGACGGUCUUUCUAGUGUUCAUGUUUGCUGUAAGUGGAAUCUGCGUCGUACUCAACCUUGCAGAGCUCAACCACCUCGGCUGGAGGAAAAUCAAGGCUGCCAUUCGAGGUGUGCAAGCCCGCAGGAAGUCCAUCUGUGAGAUCCGUAAAAAGGACAUGUCCCACCUGUCACAACCGCCAAACCUGGGCAGGACCCAGUCCAGUGAGUCCGCUUAUGUCUGAUCUCCAUUCAUCCAAAUAUGGCGUCACAAGGAGUGGAGUGAAGAAUUACAAGGCGCUUAUGGUACUUGUGCAAAUGUUUAUAAUGGCAAAGAGGGAGUGGCUCCACAUAGCCACACCUCUUUUCCGCAAAUCACUCCCUCCCUAUUUAUUGCAUAUGACAAUGUUUGAGGAAGUUUGCACUAUGUUAGGCUUCUGGAACAGCACGUGAAGACGAGGCGUGAAGGAGGAAUUUUUGGAAAGUCUCAAACUGUGCACAAGCGUCGGAAGGGUGAAAAUCGUGAGGUAUGCUGCUAGGAGCACAGAAUGCUAUGGAAACAAAAGAAUGUGGGAUUGUUUUCACACUUUUCUCACUCUCAAGAUCUUGAGGAAAGAGGAAAAACGAAUUAGCAGGAGAGCGUAGCAUGACUUUAACCUCCCAGUUUUAUCAACCGUUGUCACUGAGAUGGUGCCAGAAGAGGAAUACUGUUUAGGUUUGCUCUCCUGGCAGUGAAUCGGCCUAAAACAAACAACGGGUGAGAUAUAAACAUUGUUACAGCAGUGGCACCUUCACUUUGACAUAUGAUUGAACAAACAUUAGCAUCUUUUUUGUAAUCUCUCUCUGGUUGUCGUGCAAGACUAGGAGAUGAUUAUUACCUCUGCGCAAAUUGUGCCCUUCCACAAAGACACCCACUCUUACGUGUUCCAGUCAAGUAUUCCUCCCUCUUGUGGUGCAUGAAUGUUUAUAUGUUUGUAUGUGACCAAAGUUGAAAGAAUUUAGAGACUGCAGAUUCCUUUUUUGUUCAUUUUAUGUUUUUUUUUUAAAAGGUUGGUGCCAUCAACUUAAUGACUGUUUUUUUGGUUUUUUUGGUUUUUCAGAUUAUUAUUUAAAACAUAUAGUUAAAAGAUUAUUACAACGUUAGAUUAUUUAUCUUUAUUGGAAAAGGGAACCAACCCUGCUGAAAAGAAUUUCCACGCUGGUCCAAGGCUGGUUUAUGUUGAUUAUUGCUGGUUUAGCUGGUGGAGCAGCAUAGCCAUGGUCUGUGUCUGAAAUCGAAUACUUCCCUACUAUAUAGUAUGUAAAAAAUAGUAAGCCAAAAGAGUAGUAUGUCCAAAUACAUAGUAUUGGAAAGACCUUGGAUGACCUACUACAUCCGGAGAGAUUCUGAAGUGCGCAUUCGAUGGACACUUUACUAUCCCAUGAGGCCACAGGACAGGAUUUAUGAAUGGCAGUGAAGACAGUAUGCGAUUUCAGAUGCACCAGUGCUGUUCACCAGAAAAAAAUAUGCAAGGUAACCACCCUGACAGCAACAUUAGCCGCGUUUCCAGUGCAGGAACUUUCCCCAGGAACUAGGGACUUUGAGGUAGUAUUCGGUGUGUUUCGACUGCAGGAACCAGGGUCUAAAUGAAGUUACAGGUAAAAUUUUCCCCCUCAGAAAGUCCCUGCUCACGAGGUUGUACUUUUUCAAAGUACAGGAAAUUUCAGGGGUGGGACUUGGGCGCUGAAAAUGCUGACUGGUUGAGUUCACGCAGCAUUUUGAUUGGUUGACUCCACACAGCAAUUUAUUUCAGCCACCAUUUUUAAAAGUCUGUUGCGGUGCGUGCAGUAAGAGUUGUUUGCUAUUCGAAUCAGCAAUGGAGUUUAAAAAUACAACCGAUGGACUAACAACAAGGUUCAGGCUUUAUUAAGCUUAUAUUCAGAGGAUGAAAUCCAGCGGGAACUGGAAAGUCACGCGCAGUCCCAUGUCACGGGACCUUAGACUGCGAUGGAAACACAGACAGCAACAAGUCUGGGGAAAAAAGUUCCUGGGACAAAUUGUUCUGGGUAAUUUCAGUGGAAAAACGGCUAUAGUGUUGGCCCAGAUCCGGCCCACAUCUGUUUCACGUGGAAUCCACACGUACCAGAUGUGGACCGGAUCUGGGCCAACAUUAUGUUGCUGUCUGGGCAGCAUCACAUUCACCAUUGCUGGUGAAUGUGAUUAACAAAGGAAAUCUUGUUUGUUAUGAUAAUGUAGAUGCUUGGUGGGGACACCCGUAGAAAGGAUUGAAAAAAAUAAUGUUUAUGUAUCCAGAUGUUUCUAUCAGAUGAAUUUAUUAUCAAAAAAAGCAUAAAGGUAUCUUUCAAAGGCAUGUUUACAAAGCUUUAUCUGUCAAAUGACUUUUGAAAUGAAAAUUGAUGUUCAGUAUGUGUUAUUAGGAAAAAGGAACAAUUUACAGUGUUUUUAUUAGCUUUUUAUUCUUGUCACGUGUUUAUCGGCAUGCCUUUAUUAGUAAGAAAAGAAGAAAAAAUAUGUAUGCAUUGCACUUUGUGGGAUGGGAAGAGUGGAUAAAAGGAGAAACUCACUCUGGGAAGGACAUUGUGGACAAAAGUGAGCCUUUUGAAUUGGUCCAUCCUAUCAAUGACGAGUAUGUGCGUGUAUGUAGCUGUGUGCCUUUGUUUACACAGUGUGGGAUAAAGCAGGGUGUAACGUCUCUAACAAAGACACACAAAUUACAUUGAGUUGUCAUUCAGCCAAUAUUAGCACUAGCUUAGGCCCACUAAAGACAGUACGUGUGCCUACACCGCCCUGACUAACCUCUGCACGUGCACAUGAAACAACCCAGUGUAGACAGAACACAGUGCAACUAACACGGGCCAGCUCGCUGACAUACCGCAGAGGCAGAAAACACUGACAGAGAAGAUGCAGAGAGAAAGAGAGGAAACUGCAGAGGCCCUUUAAGAGGAACACAAUGUGUCCUGACUUAGGCAUGUCUUAUAGAAAAAUCUUUCACAGGAAAGUGUGUGUUUAUGUUUAGCUGGACAUGAAGUGUAGUUCAGCCACAAAUUUUGAUUCAGGCCAGAAGUCAGUGUGAGGAUGGAUAUUGUCAUUCACAUCUAAAUUGAAUGAGAGGUAUAAAAUGGGUCAGGUUUAAGAGGCCUCACAUUUGUUUUACUGCAAAUAUAAACAACUCGUAAAUGAUCCGUAAAACCUCAGAAGCAAAUGCAGACUUUUCUGUACAACUCCGUCGUCUCCAAGAUAAGAACCAGGAUUUCUAUGCUUACAUUUACGCCCAGGGUCCAAAAUUAACUCUCAUAAAGCUGCAAAUGCAAUUGGAAAGUACAUAAAUGAAGCUGCUUACCAGUUUAUUAGGGACUGCAACAGACUGCAAUAAUCUGAACCUUGAUGAAGUGAUGAUGCAAUUUAAAGAUAUACAAACUGUUUAAAAAAACAAUUGCAAAUACAGUUCCAUGGCCAUUAACCAAUAUUUAGGACUGGUACAUUUUCACCCGCCAUUUGCCAGCAUGAUUCAAAAGUUAAUUUUGGCUGCUGUGUAUCAAAAGUUAUUUAUUAAACAGUAUUUUUGUAACGUACAGCUAAAUCUAACAGGAAUUUAGCGAGGUUUGGAAUAAAUGCCAAUGCAAUAUAAAAAGAUGUAUUCUAACACCGUGUCCUAACCAGAUGCGAUGCGAUAAGAUUCCAGCGAUAAACAAUUUGUCUGUCCACACCAGACACGACGUGACUAUGAGACGCGAUAACGUCAAUCAAAAAUCACAGCCAAUCAGAAGAGCGCAUGGGCGGGCUCUCUCGGCAAGCUCCCGGCAGAUAGAUAAGUACAUAACCAAAUUCAUGAAAAUUACACCAUUUUAACAUUAUUAAAAAUACAUACUGAGUUACUGAAACAAUCUUUGUCAUAGAAUACACUUGUCUGUUCACAAUGAGUUGACAGUUUGAACGUUCUUGUUUCCUUUUUUUUAUUUCGAAGAUCUGAGGUGAAUUGUCCAUUGUUGCUUUCAGUAUGGCUAUGACAUAAAAUAAUAUUCAAACAUUAGAUGCUUUUAACAUUAAAUAAAGCACAUAAACAGUACCUGAGAUUAUCAUUAUCACACUUUGUGUUGUUGUUCCAGUUGCGACGUCGCAGAAAAAUAGAAACCGUUUGUAAAAUAGAAUCAUCGCGUGUCGCCGUCGCAGCUAGUUAAAACAAAAACUUUGAUUAAUAUUGGAAAUAUACCUUUUAUUUCGUCGCGUCCUGUUAGGACACGGUGUCAGAAGUCUGCUUAUCUUAACCAAAUUUGGUUCAUGGGUAAAUUAAUCUUGUUUUAAGGAAGCUUAGAUGAAAAACAAGACAAAAAUACUUUUUAAGAAAAUUAUUUUUGCAGUGCAUCUCUCUAGGAAGAAACUCAAUUUUAGUUCAGCUUAAUCAGAACAACAACAACAACAACAAAAUAAUAAUACUGUGCUACGGCUGAACAAACUUGAAUCUCAAGUUCGUUCGGUUUAACAUGUAAAUUAUAAGGGACUAUAGCCAUUAUUGUGUGGGGUAAAAAGGAAAUGCAUGCCUACGCUGUUGGGACCAAUCCUAUAUCUCUUUUCUUAGACUGUACCUUCUCCCAAGAAUUCCAGUUCUUUUAUUCUUAUCUACAAAAAUAGUAACUCUACCAAAAUCAUAACCUCUGUAACUAUGCAGCGUUAAAGGGCAACUUUUACAAGCAUAUUAUUUUCAAGUGCAGUUCAGAGAUUAUGAAGAUUGAUUCCCCAAGUGAGAAUGUGCUUGCAUUAAUCCACUCUUCUCCUCAGUCUAUUUUUUAUAAAUCCUAUAUCCAAGUUUAAAAACUAGACAAAUUUUGUUUUCUCUUUUUAUUUAUUCCAGCUUGUGAAUUAUGUUUAUGUGUGUUACUCUUUUAUACUGUGCUGUAAUAUGAGGGUUAACAGGGAUACCGCAGGGGGUAUUUAAAGAUCAGAAUUAAGAUGAAGUAAAAAUAUGGCUUUACUUGCCAAAGUUAUAUGCAACUUCAUAACUAAUGGGUUCCAGUGAAUGAGUUGUUUGCUGAAAAGCAUGUAUGACUGAUAUGGAAAGCAUGUUUUUGUUCUUCUUUUCCCUCUCUUUUUUUAUGAAACAGAAAAGCAGGGAUGAGUAAACGGCAUGGUUAGAUUAGUAAACUGGGUAAAGUAGCAAAUUCUUGAGGCUUUAAUGGGCCAAAACUGAAUCAAAAGACUAUAGCAGGUUUUUUUUUUAAAAACUACACAGACUGCAAUCUUGUUACAAACGUAUGCAACACUUGAUUUUCAGCACAAACUUUUGACAUGAGGGAAGUAUUUUUAUGGUUAGAUGCAUCCCGUAGUCACUGCCAGAUGAUUUUGUAAAUAACUUUUUUCAUCUAAAAAAAGUGUUUUUGAGACAUAAUUGAUGUGUAAGUAACCAGCCUGCUGUUUAAUUGACAAUAUGAUGUUAAUCUACUGCCACUGGCAAAGAUAUAUUAACUGCUGACAUUUCGGUCAUAAAGUCAUUAACACCCAAAAAACAUAGUGGACCAGUGCAUGUGGGGAAAAAAUGUCUCAGGUGUCAGAUUUUUUUAAAAUUACCUUUUCAAAUGACAUGUUUUAAGUGUUUCUACAAUUAAUGUUUAGUGUACAAUAUCUUUGCAAAAGCCAGUUGAAAGUUUGCCCAUGUUUUAUAGAGCUCUAAAACAGAAACUAUUGAUAAAUUGUGAAUUAUUUGAUACCAGUGAAUCUUUUACCAACAAGUUUUCAGGAUGUAUACAUUACAGAAAAAAAUAAUGCUCAAAUAUCAGUCUAGUCUCUCCUGGCAGUGCCAAAAGAUUUUUACAGCAGUCAUUCUACCCAGUGAUUUUGCUAAGAUAUAGACAUAUUUAUUAUGUUUGUAAAGACAUCUGUUGUUGAUCCUGGAACAACAUUCCCGUUCGAAAAUUUAGUCUUAACCCUAUCCCUACCACUAAACGGUGAACGUGAUUUCACCAAGUACAAAAUGUUCCUGGAUCAACAUCGUUGUCCUGAAACAACAUUGAAAUCAACGGGAAUGAAUUUCACUCUGUUGUAUUGAUUCAUUACUAUCGAUCUGUCGAUCUUUUAAUCGUUUUAAUCAGUUUAAUCGUGUCAAAAAUUAGUGCAAUUAACCAACCCGAUCUCAUGGCAAUUCAUAUGACCUCACUCGUACGAAUUCGUACGUUUUUUGCUAAAUCGUACAUAUUUUACGAGUUGCCAAAUUCGUAUGAAUUUGUACGAAUGACCAACUGCUAACCCCGCCUCUAAACCUACCCGUCACUGGGGUUUAGACAAAAUGUAUUCAAUGAAUUAGCCACCUCGUAAAAUACGUACGAAUUAGUUGUGAGAUAGCAUUGCAGUCAAUGCAGAAUUUGUUUUUUCGUCAUAAUUUGGCUAGCAUUACAUGAUAUGACCACGCUCUUAUUCACACAAAUGCUUUUAAAGCAGGGGUCUCAAACUCAAAUUGGCUGGGGGCCGUUGCUGUGAUUGACACCUCAUAGGAGGACCAUUUUAACAUUCAAGCACAAGAAAGCGCAAAAUUUCUGAAAAUUUACUUUCCUUUGCAUUAUUUCUCAUUUACUUCAAAUUUCAUUACUAAAAUAUUUAACAAAAAAUGUAAACAGCAGUGUCUCUAUCAUUGUUACGUACAGUAUUAGUUUUUAACAACAGGGUGAAGUUCAUUCCCGUUUAGCUCAGGAAAAAGAAUCAUCCUAAUCUCAUUCUAAUCCCUUUUGAAUGAUCAUUAAAUGUCCCAGAAUGCUCUCUGGGUGUCUGGCAGAAAUCACUGCACCCACAGUCACCAGAGCCCAUGUCCCAGCCACACUUUCACCAACCCAGGUUUUCCUCUAAAUCUCUGGCUCAUGGCGAAUCCCUCAUUUCGGCAUGGACAGUUAAAUGAGAUUAUGCGGUUUUAAUCUGUUGUCCUUCUCUUAAUAACCACUGUUGUAUUUCUAAACUGCUUCAAAAAGCCAUCCUUCAGUUCUAACCCUCAUAUAUGUAGGUUUCCUUUCUCUUUAAGUACAAAACUUGUCUGGGAUGAUAGUUAAGUGGAGCUUCAAUCGAUUACAACUCCACGUGUGCUGCAAGGGCUGUUUGACACCCGCCGCACAAGCCGUACUAAUCUCUCAGGAAUAAGAAGAGUCGCCGCUCCUAAUCACUCCCAGCUGCUUACAUGCUCGUAUAAAUACAGGAUUAGCAUUUGGCAAAGGCAAAAGGGCAGGCGAGUCAUCCAUCCCUCGUACCUGCACUGUCACAGGACAAAUCACAUCAACACAUGCCGCUAUAACUCAGGAUCUGUGCAAAGGCACCAAUCCUAAAAACCAACAGUGAGAGAGAGAGCAGCACGAGAAAUCAGGGCCUGUUCUGCUAACCAGGGAAGAACUGCAGACAACUCUUCAGUUCAUCGCAAUCAGUGUAAUUAGCCAUAUGAAACAUGAUAGACAAGUGACUCUUAAAAAUACUGUUGACUCUUUGCCCCAUUGCUUGGUUAGAGAAGCCUUACAGAGCAUCCCAUGAAUGAAUCUGAAUACUGAAUAUUUUUAAUGAAGUUAUGCAGUAAUAUGAUAAAAAAACUAAUCUGUGAAUCAAAAUUAAAUAAUAAUAAUAAUUGCCCCAUCAACAAUGUUUUGUUCUAUAUUGUCUGAAAUAUUCAAACAAAUGACUUCCUUAGACCUAAAAGAGUGAAAGCUUGACUGAUAAUAUGGCAACAGUUGCUUAUUAAGGCGAUGCUUAGUCAAUUCAAAGGUCUAAAAAAUAUUGUUUUGUUUUGUUUUUCCUCACACAAAGCAACAGUUCUUCGGUUAUUAAAAGAUUCAGAAAUCAGAUGUUAGACUUGUGAUAUGCCAUAUGGUAAAGGGUAACGCCGCUACCUGUAGCUGAACAUCCUUCAGAGAUUACAAUGUGCAACCCUUUAAUCCACCAUGAAAUAAACUGAUUACUUUAUCUAAUUAAAAUGGGUUAGAUUGCGUGCACUGAAUAGGAUUUAUUAAUUUAUCUUCUUUUAAGUCCUAUUUUCUUUUUUUUAUUUCAUUUUUUUUAUUAUUAUUAUUAUUAUUUUGUGUGUGGAAACGAUAGGCAAAGGUCAACGCACAAUUGUGUUCAACUCUGUGCAAAAUGUGAUGUUCCUGAAAUAUCAAAUGGGUGCUGCUAAAAUACUUAAGUAAUAUCAAUUUUACUGACAGCUGUACAUCAAUUGUCAAGUCUAUCUCUCAGCCCUGUUUUGAUCUCUUUCACAGUUUUUGCUGAAUUUAAUCCAAAUGAACAAUUCUUACUUGUUUCUAAUUUCCACAAGGAAAUCUGCUGUUUGGAGCACAGAUUUCUAUUUUGUAACUGACCUUUUUUGAAGGUUUUCUUUCUAUAUGUUUCUGAAUUGUGGAUUGUGUACAAUGACUUAAUUAAACACCUUGAAUGAACUCAA